Folsomia candida is the source of this 2622-nucleotide messenger RNA. RefSeq lists its product as uncharacterized. The record is from RefSeq and is a predicted model, not a curated record. The transcript is spliced from 4 exons. Bases 813 to 2477 code for a protein of 554 amino acids. Lineage: Eukaryota; Metazoa; Arthropoda; Collembola; Entomobryomorpha; Isotomidae.
GAAGAAACUGAAUGAAAGGGACGUACGGGAAGACUUUUGGUUUUUGUGGUCGCCAAUUCGGCAUCGUGGGCUGUGGACGCUCUAACCCCAGCACCGUCCACCACCUCGACUAGACGACCCAGCAGCUGAAGGAUAUAUCUUCCGGUUGUUGCUUCCCAUUCCUAUUUACUAUUUACCAAGUUACAAAUAUUAUUAUAUUCCACUCUAAACUUCAUCCAUAUAAUACUUGAUCGCCUCUCUCUCUCCCUAUUCGCGUAUGAAUCAACGACAUUGCUGCUGGCUGACGAGAGUGCGAAUUUGUAGCCUGAGAGCCACCAUAUAUCUCGAGUGUGGCGCAAUCUCAUCUUCUGAAAAAUUGUAUCGGGUUGUUGUCAAUGUUCGGGUGAAACGAAGUUCGGUGGAAUCUGUGAUCCGUUCAUCGUGUUUUGGAAGAAGUAAAAAACGUAUAUAUCUGACAUUUCUUAUUUCGGUGGGGGCGGAUGAACAAAUAUUAUUGUGUAUGAAAUUUAUUCGGCAUGUGAAAUUGUUCUGAUGACAAAUUAUGACCUGAUCUGGAGUGCCUAGUGCCUGUUGGAAAUUAUUACUAAUUUCACCAGAAGCCUUUGAUGUGAUUGUGAUGACAAAAUGAAAUGAGAUAUCCCAUGUUUCACUCUUAUACAUUAUAUGAGCCUUUUUUACACGAUAUAUGUACCCAAGAUUUAUCGUUUGUUAUAUUCGAUCAGAGUUGAUGAUAACUUUGCCUGCCACUUCAUAUUCACGAAUUUUAACCGUAAUACUACAGUUGUAAUCGACUGAAUCAAACCGAAACCACCAUGUCUUUCAGCAACUCUUACCAUGAUCUCGACCAAAACCUUCCAAUGAAAUGCAAUGGAGUUCAGCAUCCUUCAGCCGACCCGAUUUUAAACUAUAAUGAAUACGCAACCUAUGUAUCUACUAAGUUUGAAACGGAAAGAAACCAAAGAAUUCAAGAUAUUAGAAAAAACAAGCCUGUCUCCUCAAUAGAACAUUACACUGAUAAAUUUUUGACGCAGGAACUCUUCUCUUUGUACGGAUCAAUGGAUGAAUCUCAUCCAAAGUUCAAAUUACUCUUUAAAAACUACAAAGAAGAAAGGUUGGAACAGGUCAGAGACUGGAUAAGGGAAGAAACUGAAAUUGUUGUGCAUGAUGAUGUAACCUCAAUUCAACCAACUUUUUUUGACCUCACCAUGAUAGAAGAAGAUGAUAAUCAUAGCAAUAAUGCACAUGCUACAUCAAAGGAUUCUAUAUUUUUCCCAGAAUCAAACCCUUUUCAGAUUUCUUUAUACAACAUUCCCAUCUCGAUUGACCCAUUUGUUUUACCAAGAAGGAAGAAAUCUGCCAAAGACAUAAAAAAUGAGUAUGUCACACAAAAAAGGACUCUUGACGGACUGGUCCAAUUUGAUCCGGAUAUUAAUUUGGACAAAAUCACCGUUCCGUCCGCCUGUCUAAGGGGUAUGGGACAAGAACUCGUAAACCAGAUUAUCUCCAUCGUGAGGAAAUAUCCAACCGGGAUUACGGCCAAAAGUCUUUCCACCGAGCUUAGAAAACUAAGCAUCAGGAAAUUGUCACCUUCUGCCAACUAUGAAGAAUUAAUAAGCAAAUAUGGCCAGCAAUUGUGUUUCAUGCAAAAAAUUUGUUCAGAAUAUCCAGAAGUUCUAUAUUUUCCCAAAUGCCUUGAUGGACUUAUUGUAACUCCGAUACAAAUGUUUUCAAACAUUUGGCACAAGCUGCAAAUCAUUGUUAACUGGAAAUUCGGCAUUGUUAAACUUUCCAAAGCGUUUAUUCUUUGUUGUGAUAUCUUUGGUUGGGCACGUAUUUCUGUUUCUCAUUGGGGUUUCAAAAAUGAGGUUCAUUUUAUUCAAUUUUUAGUGCAUUACUUUGGGGGCAAUUUUAAAAUAAUUAGUGAACUCGACAUCAAAAAUAAGGGGAGGGAAGAUGUUUUCUAUUUGAUAUCUGUUUCAACUCAAAAACAAAAACAGCUUAUGUCUUCCCUUGUGCCACUGCGUACAUCAAAAGAAACUUUGCAUCAAGAAGGGAGAAAUUAUGAUUCAUCUAGACAAAAUCCUCUCCAAACAUCAAGACAAGGACAAAUAGUGACAAAUAAACACCAUUAUGGGGAAGAAAUGAAAACAAGUGACAGCAAUAAUCCCGGUUGUUGGAAUCCAAAUGUUCGGCAUCCUCCUCUUCAUAAUACUCACCCAGACACACGCCCUGGCAAGCCAUAUUUUUCACACCCCCAACAAGACACUCCAAAAUCGUCGCCAAGCUUUCAAUCAGUUCCAUCCAAGUGGGGAGAAACCCCACAAAAUAUGUGGAAACCAACAGCAGCAAUGAAAACAGGCCAGCAAAGCAGCGUUGCAAGUACCAAUGGUUUCCCCGCAUUGGGCGAAGUUCAAGUCGCGAAAAAAUCUGGCAAACAUAACAAUCCAAAACCUAAAUCAUGGAAUAAAUUGUUUUAACGCUUAUUACAUAUGAGCUUUGAAUACCUAUGAUAGCCAAAUUUUCUAUGCCUUUAUAAAUUAUUUACUCAACAUGUACAUGUGUAAGUCAUAAUAUGAUUUCUCAAAAAUUCGUAACCCAAUAAAAUCGACAUAAAUUGCCAAA